This is a messenger RNA of Triticum turgidum subsp. durum (durum wheat), 363 nucleotides long. NCBI's taxonomy places the organism in Eukaryota, Viridiplantae, Streptophyta, Magnoliopsida, Poales, Poaceae. The record is from the annotation of a GenBank genome assembly.
AUGCCGGACCCGGCGCUGGACAGGCGGUACGUGCUGCGCCUGAAGAGCAAGUGCAGGCCCGGCGACACGACGGCGCUGGUGGAGAUGGACCCGGGGAGCUUCCGGACGUUCGACGCGAGCUACUACCGUCACGUCGCCAGGGGGAGGGCGCUCUUCACCUCGGACGAGACGCUCAUGCUGGACCCCUUCACCCGGGACUACGUCCUGCGCCAGGCGUCCGUCGCCGCUGCGGGCGGCUACCCGGCGGAGUUCUUCGCGGACUUCGUGGCGUCCAUGGUGAAGAUGGGGAACAUGCAGGUGCUCACCGGCGCGCAGGGGGAGGUCAGGCGGCGCUGCGGUGCAGUGAACCCGAUGGGCAUGUAG